CCCAUUUCUACACACCUGAGGUUUGGACCACAACAUGCAGCAGCAACAAGGCCGGCUGAGGCUGAGGCCAUGGCUGGAGGAGCAGAUUCACUCAGGAAAGUAUCCAGGAGUCAGCUGGCUGGACCAGUCAGCACAAAUCUUUCAAAUCCCAUGGAAACAUGCUGCCCGUCAUGGCUGGAGUAUUGACCGGGAUGCUACCCUCUUCAGAAGUUGGGCCAUGCAUACUGGGCGGUAUCAACCAGGCAAGGACAAGCCAGACCCCAAGACAUGGAAGGCAAACUUCCGCUGUGCCUUGAAUUCUUUGCCUGAUGUGUGUGAACUACGGGAGCACAGCAGAAAAAGAGGCAGCAAUGCAUACAGGGUGUACAGGAUGAUGCCCAGCACACAAACACAGAGACGCAGGAGAGGGCUGAGGCUGUUGAGCAGACCCCAGGAAAGACAGAGCAGUUUAACAGCACGUACACACGAUGAUGCAUACACUACACACACAUGGCAACCCACAACAACACGGCCCACUUUAGACACAUCACACAAGGUGGAAACCCCUGCAGAAGAUGCAUUUAGUAGCACUCAUAAUCAUGGGAUGUGGGAGGCCAAACCUGAGGAACAGGAGCAGAACGAGGCUGUCUUUAAGUUAAUGGACCACUUGAGCAACGCUGAACACUGGAACCAGACAGACGAGCAGAGAGGAUGGAGGAUGCACACAUUCUGGGACCACUGGCACUGUACAGGUGAAGAAAACCCUUACUCCCUGCACACAGAAAACUUUAAUGAUCUAUUUCCACACCACAUCAAGGAACUCUCUGACUGGUCCAUGCAUCUGCAACAAUAACACCACAGCUGAACACCAAAGAGCAACAAACUGUUGUUACUCAUGGUUUCCUGCGUCUGAUCAUCUGCUGAGCUGAGCACAGAAAGGGGAAAUAAGAGACGGGGAAUACUGCUCUGUCAGUCUCCGUCAGUCAUCUGCUUCUGCUGAUACCGUGAUGAAGAUCCUGUUCCAAGCCAAGCCUUUGUCAUCAUCACUUCGGUUCACUGCCUUCCACUGAAAUCAAACCAAGCUCACACCAAGUACAAAGUACUCACCGAGCUACAGAUCCCAUUUCGUUUCAGAGCAAGGUCACCUAUUUCUGAAGUAAAUAAAGAGCAGUACACAGACAUGUUAAAACAGACACACCUGGACUACAUUCUACGUCCUGUCUGUAUAUAUGUACUUUCUAUUUUAUGUUUUUUAUUUCUCUAGAUUUUAAAGUUACCCACGACAAAUGUGUUAUGCUUUUCUGGGGCAACAGAUAUGUGUCAAUUUCUCAUUUCCCUGCAUUUCUGAAAUGUAAAACUGUCUGUAUAUGCAUCUGAUGUAUAUGUAACCUAUUUAGCUUCAUUUGUGUGUUGUGUUUGUUGUAAUGUUGAUUUUGCAAAAAGAAAAAAAAAAAAAAAAAAUAGAACCCUAAGCUCAGCUGUGUUUAAAAGAUAUCAGCAUACGUUAUAUGUAUUCGCUUUUCAAUUUAUUUAAUCCAUUUUGCAUAAGGGUUAUUACAGCAAGUGGUUAUAAUUCCAUUUUUCAAGUAUUGUGAGUUGACUUGAUUGUAUCACUCUAUAACCAAGAGCAGGGUCAGCUGUGUACAAAUGUUGCUCUGGACUGUACUGCUGUGAAUGUGAUGUUCACUUAGAGGAUGCUUUUUCAAAUAAUAGAAAUAAAAAGAUACACGUCAUCAAAAUUGGAACAUACUGGGCAUUUAUUUUGUAUUGCAUUUCCAAAGGAUAUGUGACACCUUUUUUUCCUUGUGUUAUUAUUUUUAAGUUCUUUAAUAUGUAUCUUAAAUAUUCUUAGUAGUUGUUUAAUUUCAUCUUAACUUUUUAUGACUUCUCAUAUCUCUACCUUUACUUCUGUCUUAAAUAUUAUCAGGUUUCAUCCUUAACUUUAAUGACUUACACCCUCCUCUGUUAGGCUCCCCACUUGUUUCUCCAGCCAUUCUAACUACAGUAGAUUAAGGGUUGUUCUAUGACCAUCGUGUUUAUUUUAAUUUAUACCUUUUUGUGAUUGUAACUGUACCUGUUCUCCAUUUGUAUUUUAUUGUUCUUUUGUGAAGCACUUUGUGACUUCUCUUGUCUGUGAAAGGUGCUAUAUAAAUAAACUUUGCU
Molecule: messenger RNA, 2142 nt
Organism: Sphaeramia orbicularis (orbiculate cardinalfish)
Lineage: Eukaryota; Metazoa; Chordata; Actinopteri; Kurtiformes; Apogonidae
Product: interferon regulatory factor 2-like
Exons: 7
Coding region: 35-832 (265 amino acids)
Biological process (GO): immune system process; regulation of transcription by RNA polymerase II
Cellular component (GO): nucleus
Molecular function (GO): DNA-binding transcription factor activity, RNA polymerase II-specific; RNA polymerase II cis-regulatory region sequence-specific DNA binding
Source: RefSeq, a predicted model, not a curated record